Telopea speciosissima is the source of this 889-nucleotide messenger RNA. Its product is annotated as probable esterase KAI2. The transcript has 2 exons. Lineage: Eukaryota; Viridiplantae; Streptophyta; Magnoliopsida; Proteales; Proteaceae. Gene Ontology annotation, biological process: response to karrikin. Bases 67 to 879 code for a protein of 270 amino acids. The record is from RefSeq and is a predicted model, not a curated record.
AAAGCAAAUCUCUGAAACCUGAAGGAGAAGAGAGGAGGAGGGAGAGGAACUGAGGAAGAAGAAGGAAUGGGCAUAGUGGAGGAAGCACACAAUGUCAGGGUGUUAGGGUCAGGAGAAAGGAUUAUAGUGCUAGGGCAUGGCUUCGGCACAGAUCAAUCGGUGUGGAAGCACCUGGUUCCUCACCUGGUCGACGACCACCGUGUGAUCCUCUACGACAACAUGGGCGCCGGCCCUACUAACCCUGAAUACUUUGAUUUCGAUCGUUACUCCACCUUAGAAGGCUACGCCUAUGACCUCCUCGCCAUCUUAGAGGAGUUGCAGGUCGUAUCCUGCAUAUUCGUCGGCCACUCUGUUUCCGCCAUCGUCGGUGCUCUUGCUUCCAUCACUCGCCCCGAUCUCUUCUCCAAAAUUAUCAUGAUCUCCGCCUCUCCUAGGUACUUGAACGACGUGGACUACUACGGAGGAUUCGAACAGGAAGAUCUAGACCAAUUGUUCGAAGCGAUGAGAUCGAAUUACAAGGCGUGGUGUUCGGGGUUUGCGCCGCUGGCGGUUGGAGGAGAUAUGGAUUCUGUGGCGGUGCAGGAAUUCAGUCGGACACUGUUUAAUAUGAGACCCGACAUAGCGUUGAGCGUGGGUCAGACCAUAUUCCAGAGCGACAUGAGACAGUUCUUAGGAUUGGUGACCGUGCCUUGUCAUAUAGUGCAGAGCAUGAAGGACUUGGCGGUGCCGGUGGUGGUUUCAGAGUACCUGCAUACACACAUCGGCGGUGAUUCCAUCGUCGAAGUCAUGGCGUCCGAUGGACAUCUCCCGCAGUUGAGCUCGCCGGAUAUCGUAAUUCCGGUUCUGCUUCGCCAUAUCCGUUUUGAUAUUGCCGUCUGAAUUCAUAAUU